GACAAUCUAAUUUCCGCACAUAAUAAUACGAAGAACACUAGAAACAUACGGAAUAGCAUUGAUCAUGAGCUCAUAACACAAAGAUUUGGUUUGGCUUUGAAUCUAUGAUGUUGCAUGAAUGCACAUAAUUAAGGUCCCACCACCUCAAACUUCCAAAACGAUGACCAAAUCAUGAAAUCAAGAUAAUCAUAAAAAUAAAAAACCCUCACAUAUAAAAUAUAGUGUGUUAACUGUGUAAAUAUUCGUUUAAUUACCAUAUAUUUACCAAGUAUAAAUUCCUUUUUUUUUUCUUAUCUCCUAAAAAAAUCAGUUACAGAAAAAACCCCAGAAAAAAAAAAAACCAAUCAAAUGAAAACCCUAAAUCUUCAACCACACACACAUUCACUGUAACUCUUCUUCCAUCCCUUUUGAAUAUCCGAUCUUCAAUCAAAAACCCUAAUAAAUUUCAUUUCAAUUUCUUCAAAUUCCCCAAAAUUUCCCACGAUUUAGGGUUUGGUUUCCAAUUCACCCCAAAUGAAGGUCCACCCAGCACCGAAGAAGCGAAACAUAGCCCUACGAUAUGACAUCGUAUCAUCAUCGUCUUCAACAACACCUUGCAGAGGUCAAAAGAAGCUUCGAAGACUUCCGCACAUCUUCGCGAAGGUUCUAGAACUACCCUUUUGCUCAGACGCUGACGUGGACAUCGAAGAAACCGUUGAUUUCUUCAAAUUCACGGUGUUUGACACGGAUGUGGCGUCCGAUGUGGUGGCGGAUACGGUUGAAAUUCACCCAGGUGUCACGAAGAUAGUGGUCCGAAGUAAUUCGAUUGCUGACGUGGCGAUGACGGGGCUUGAGCUCGAUUUAUGGCGGUUUCGGUUGCCGGAUUGUACUCGGCCGGAAUUAGCGACGGCCACAUAUGACGGCGGCGAUUUGGUGGUGGUGGUUCCGAAGGAGGAAGAGGAGAGAGAAAAUGGGAGAGAGGUUGUUUGGGGUGAGGGCAAUCUUGUCAUUGUACAGUGAAAUUGAUGACUGGUGAGAGAGCUUAAAUCAAAGCUUUUUCUUUUAAUUUUUAUUUUUUAGUUUUAAUUUUUCUUGUGUUGGUUAGUUUCCCUCGUUUUUAAUUAUGUUUCUAUAGUUGAAUCAUAUGUAAUGUGGGAAACAAAAAAGUUUGCAAUGCCAUUUUGGGCUUUUUAUGCUUUCAAUUUAGUUGAUCAAUGUUCAAUUAUGUUCUUGAUUUAACAUUAUUAUAUUGGGUAAAUUGAUGCUGGGAUUUGUGAAUUUUCUUUUAGUACAGUGUUAUGAUGUGCAAUUUUUUUUUGGGAUGUUCAAAAGUUGGGUAUUUCUUUUUGUUGUGAUUGAUUAUAAAGUUUAAGGCUUUUUAGUGGAAUGAUGGGUUAAGCUUACAUUGUUUGUAGAAGCAUUGUUAGGAAGCUUUAGGUGUUUUGAUGGGGGUGAUAAUGUUAGUGUUAGUUUGAACUUCAUUAGAGACCAUCGAUGGCGAUAUUGAUACUACUAUUCUAUGUUGUUAUAGCUGGUAUAGCUUCAUUUUACUUGUGGGAGAUGAGACAUCAGAAUUAAUACUUUAACAUCUUGUACACCCUCUCACCAGACAAGCAUUAAAAAUACAACGAGGCAAGCCCUGUUUCUCGGUCAUGGUAAUAGUGUGAUCAUGGUGGCAUGUUAUUAGAUAUUGUUGUAGUUACAUUUGAACACUAGGACUUUUUCGACUUGUAUUUCCUGGCAUGGGCCUUUGAUGGUGAAAUGGUGUAUUGAUUAGUACACUAGAUUUGUAUUUAAAGUUGCUUCUGAUUAAUUGUGGAGCCUUGGAAGUGAGGUCACGUAUGGGGUAUCUAUAUGGUUAAAUGCUAUACAUCUAUUUUAUAUAGGAGUAGCUGAAUAGGUUUCUAGUUAGAUGCUAUUCUCUGUCGGAAUUUCAUCUUUGUUUCACUAUCCACAUCCAAAGUCCUCUGUUUUUUAGUGCUGUAUUAUUGUUCAUGACGCUGUGAAUUAUCAGUGAGGCAUUUGUUUUGAUUUGUGUUUAUAGUUAGAUAGAAGAUUCCCCUCAGAGUACUCACUUUCCCGUUGAUGCUUGUAACAUAGAAGCAUUACUUGUGCGUGGUCAAGGAAUUUGUUGCCUCUUCUGUUUCUCUGUUAUGGUGAUUGAUUUCCAAGCAUUUUGUAGUAGAGAACCUGAGUUGCUGACUGCAAAGUUGCUAAUUUUCUUCCAAUUGUUGGUGCGUACACAAUUGCCUGUUUUUGUGCUUUCUAUUAGUGGCAUCCAUGGUAUGAUAAUUGUACUAACUCUUGUAAGUAGUUGAAAAUCUUAUGUACAUGGAAAUAUCAGAUUAUUCAGGGUAGAGGAAGGAAAGGGUAGUCUCCCAUCCUCUAGAUAUCUUAGUUGGGAUUUGUUCCCAUGCCUUCAAGGUUACUAGAAAAUAAACCUUGAACACUAGACGUAGACAAGCUUGGUAUGUGGUGAUUUACACUUGUUCAUGUAAAAAACUAGCUUGUAUUAUCCUUUUCUAUUGCAGGUUUAUCUUUUUCAUAAAGCUAAUUAUUAAACUUAUCAAUAGUAGCGUCAUGAUUUGGGACUUGCUUUAUGUUGUAUAAGAUUGCCUUUUAUGAAACCCUUUAAUCCCAAACUUUGUGACCUUUCUUUGUCAUAAUUGUAGGGAGUUCUUCACUUCGUGUUUAAUUUCUCUCACUUUAUGCUUUACAAAUUCUAUGAUACCUUACUUUACCAGUGUCUCAAGGCUCUUCCUCUCUUGUAUGUUUCGAGUUUGUUCAUCUUUGUUACUAAUGCAGUAGUGCUGGAGCAGCAAUGGUCCCGUAGCACGUGCCUUAACGGGCACCGCCUUUUAUGCUAUGCGACUCGGUGACAAUUGAAAGAAAGUGGAGAUGGAGUGGAGGGUGGUCCUGGUUUGCAAAUGCACUAUUUUCUGCUACAGAUAAUGGCGUAUGAACAAGAACGACGAGGAGAAAUGGGAGCAAUAAAGUACGGUGAUGUGUUUGAGAUGUCGGGGGAAUUGGCGGAGCAGCCUAUUUCUCCGAGGGAUGCGGCGGCGAUGCGGUCGGCCGAGACUCGGGCAUUUGGGAAGACUAUCAAAGGUGGGCCUGCUUCUCUUAUGCUUGAAGCUGCUGCUAAGAAUGUUAAAGCUGGUGUUGUUGUGCCUGAUGACACUCUUUCUUCUGAUCAAAACCUGGUGGAUGACAACCCAUGGCAUGAUUCUCAACUGUCACAUGAGCAAAUGGAAUCGGCUAUGUCAGUGGAGGGAAUGGGAUCGGGUUCUGCAGGGGUAACAAUUGGAGAAGCACUGGAGGCAGCUGCUGAGGCUGUAGGGGACAAACCUGUAGACCGAUGUGAUGCUGCUGCAAUACAAGCUGCAGAGAUGAUCGCCACUGGAUAUAAUGCUGGCUUUGGUUCUGGCUUAGGCGCUGAAGCUCAGGCUGCUGCCACUAAUAAUGCACAAAUGAUGUAUGAUGAGGACAAAACCAAGCUCUCUCAAGUCCUCGAGGAAGCGACAAAUAUGCUCACAGAUGACAAGGUAGCAACGAAGUUGGAUGCUGAACGCAUAAAAGCAGCUGAGCUGCGAGGUCAUUCUGGAGGGGCUAGUGCGGAAGAUUCACUCCAUCUCUGCGGUGUAAAACAGACCACUACUCCUGGUGGAGUGGCAGAGGCUGUGGAGACUGCGGCUAGGAUUAACCAACCUGAGAAAUGAAUGUGACUUACUACUUACCGGCUAAUAUACAUACUUGAAUGCUGUCUAUUUUUCUUUCCAACUUUUUUGAGCUUUGUUUUCCACAUGUGCUGUGAAUGUGGUGUAAUGUGAGAUCUCAUCUUAAACAGGGCAUGAUUUUGUGAUAACGGUUUUUUUUUUUUUUUUUUUCAUGUGUCCCACUUAUCAUCAUCAAUUAAGAUGUUAUCUCGUAAGUCUGUAUGUAUACCCCAUAUGUUCUCCUGAUCUUAUAAUCUAAGUGAUGUGUCAAAAAGUUUAGUUUUAUAUGAAA
Molecule: messenger RNA, 3987 nt
Organism: Chenopodium quinoa (quinoa)
Lineage: Eukaryota; Viridiplantae; Streptophyta; Magnoliopsida; Caryophyllales; Amaranthaceae
Product: late embryogenesis abundant protein 31-like
Exons: 4
Coding region: 2907-3698 (263 amino acids)
Source: RefSeq, a predicted model, not a curated record